Messenger RNA from Emericellopsis cladophorae, 1722 nucleotides. RefSeq lists its product as uncharacterized. NCBI's taxonomy places the organism in Eukaryota, Fungi, Ascomycota, Sordariomycetes, Hypocreales, Bionectriaceae. The record is from RefSeq and is a predicted model, not a curated record. Gene Ontology annotation, molecular function: oxidoreductase activity, acting on the CH-CH group of donors. Bases 1 to 1722 code for a protein of 573 amino acids. The transcript has 2 exons.
AUGGCACCUGAAAAGCCAGUCAUUAUCGUUGGUGCCGGCCUGGCUGGCCUCGUGACGGCCUUUGAGCUCUCGCGCAAGGCAAUCCCGACCGUCAUCCUGGACCAGGAGCCUCGGUCUUCAUUGGGUGGACAGGCAUUCUGGUCACUUGGGGGUUUAUUCAUGGUCGACUCGGCGCGACAGCGGCGGAUGGGCAUCCACGACUCGCGCGAGCUCGCGUUGCAGGACUGGAUGGGCAGUGCCCAAUUCGACCGGCCAGAGGACAAGCACCCGCGUCAAUGGGCGGAAGCCUUUGUCAAUUUCGCUACGGAUGGGAUGGAGUCGUAUCUUGCCGAGCGAGGGCUCGGGUUCAUGUUCAAUGUCGGUUGGGCGGAGCGUGGUGACGGACGCGCUGACGGACACGGCAACUCGGUGCCGAGGUUUCAUAUUUCCUGGGGUACGGGUCCAGAAGUUGUGCGCGUCUUUGCCCAGCCAGUCCUCGAGGCCGAGAAGAAGGGUAGUGUGGUGUUUCAAUGGCGACACCGUGUCGAUGAGGUGAUUGUAGAUGACAGCGGGCGGGCGAUUGGCGUGAGAGGCAAAGUCCUGGAGGAGGUUGUAGCCGAGCGUGGCACCAAGACAUCACGAGUCGAGAUUGAUGACUUUGAAAUCCUGGGCGAAGCCGUGGUCGUCACGUCAGGCGGUAUUGGUGGCAACGUCGACGCGGUGAAGAAGAAUUGGCCGGUUGAUCGACUGGGCCCAAAGGUGCCGGACAACUUCGUAGUGGGCGUGCCAGAUCACGUCGACGGCCGCAUGAUCGACAUUGCAGAGCAGGCCGGCGCCAAUGUCAUUAACAGGGAUAGGAUGUGGCACUACACAGAGGGGAUUCAGAACUGGAACAGUAUCUGGCCCCUUCACGGCAUCCGCGUCCUGCCAGCACCAUCCUCGCUCUGGCUGGAUGCCACGGGCAAGCGACUACCGCCGUUCUUGUUCCCGGGAUCCGACACCCUCGCCACUCUCAAGCACAUCUGCAGCACGGGCUACGAUUACACGUGGUUCAUUCUGAACCAGAGCAUCAUCGCUCGCGAGUUUGCCCUGUCGGGGUCUGAGCAGAAUCCAGACAUGACCAACAAGUCCAUAUGGCAGUUCAUCUCCACGCGUGUGCUAGGCAAGAAAGGCACGCCGCCUGUGCAGGCAUUUAUGGAGCACGGCGCGGACUUUAUCAUCGAGAACAACCUUGAGGACCUAGUCAGUGGUAUGAACCGACUCGCUGCCGAACGGAACGGGCCCACGCUAGCCCUCGAGGACAUUGAGAACGUGGUCAAAGUGCGAGACAGCCAGAUGGACAACCCGUACUCGAAGGAUGCGCAGGCGAUGCUUAUCCAGAACGCAAGGACCUACUGGCCCGACAAGCGCGCUCGCGUCGCCCCGCCCCACAGACUACUCGACAAGGCGUACGGACCGCUCAUCGCGGUGCGCAUGAACUUGCUGACGAGGAAGACGCUGGGCGGCAUCGAGACAAACCUCCAGAGCCAGGUGAUGAGAGGCGACGGCAGCGUCUUCAGGGGACUGUAUGCUGCUGGCGAGGCCGCGGGCUUUGGCGGCGGCGGUGUUCACGGGUACAAUUCUCUCGAAGGGACCUUCUUGGGAGGCUGUAUCUUCUCUGGGCGAGCAGCUGGCAGAGCGCUUGUGGGGGAUCUGCUCGGCAAAGAUGCUAUUGACGACGCAAAGGUUACCUCCAGGCUUUGA